AACCACCUUACUUAACCACCCAUCCACUACUCAAGGAUCGAAUAAAAAGAUGCUCAAUCUAUCCAAGACGCUGCUUGCCACCUCCUUUGCUUUGGCCCUUUUCAGCCAGGCCUCUGCAGUAGCUAAUGUGACCGUUCCUCAUAUCCAAGGCAAGAUCGAGAAGGGCCCUGUAAAUCCUCAUGGUGGUGUAUCAGCCCUUGCUUCCCCUCCUUCCAGCACCAAUCUCCGCCUUUGGGAACGUACAGACUACCAAGGCGGUUGCAUCAAAUGUCAAAAACUGCAAUAUAACACCUGUUAUGCGGUAGAUAUGGGCAAAUCUGGCUUGUCGGGGCCUAACUCUCUGCGAUUUGAUCAGUUUGAUACUCGAGAUGGAUAUUCAGCACUUACAUUUUAUGAUGGGGCUACUUGCAAUGGCAAUUGGAACCGUAUGUCUGGCGUAUGGAAGAAUGCCGCCAUCGUGUUUGGUAAUCUAGGUCAGUGGGGCGGUAAUCUUAGGUCGUUUAAGAUCGCAGACUUUUUUGUCCCCUCUGAAGCUGGGCAUCUACCAUAUGGAGACAGUUAUGCCAAAACAAUCUGUAAAAAGGUCUCGAGCAGCGAAUGCCGUUUCUAG
This is a messenger RNA of Lobosporangium transversale, 610 nucleotides long. RefSeq lists its product as hypothetical. The record is from RefSeq and is a predicted model, not a curated record. The coding region runs from base 50 to 610 and encodes 186 amino acids. The transcript has a single exon. NCBI's taxonomy places the organism in Eukaryota, Fungi, Mortierellomycota, Mortierellomycetes, Mortierellales, Mortierellaceae.